AUGCUGAGUAUGGCGUGGCCGUGCGAUGCGCGAGCGUACAUCGACGUGAGAGAGCUGCAGGCAGCGCUGGGUGCUCUGCGGCAAGUUGUGGCGACCAUCGUGACCAAGGGUCGCAGCAGCAGCCGCCACUUGCAGCCAGCGCCGAGGCGCUGGAUGGUCAUGGUGAUCGCGGCGGACGUGCGCCCGCUGAUCGGCUGGCAUCGCACAGGCAAGCGACACCGUUGCGGGCGUGAGCUCCCCGUCGCCCGAGCGCUGCUGAAGGCCAAACGGCGAGCGGAGCCCACAGCGCGGGCGCUGCCGUUCACGCCCGACAUCGCCGCGGCCAUGGCAAGCCUGGCGGCGGAGGCCAGAGCACUCGACUUGAGUUGCCUGCUGCUCAGCAGCUCUGAGGGCCUGCUAUGGGGUGGCGAGGCCUUUGCGGACCACGCAGGCAAGGAUGCCAUGGAGGCCGUCGUCACAGGUCAGCGGUCGCCCGUGCAGCUCAGAAUCGCGCUCGGCGCCCUCGCGCACGGCCCGGCGCCUCGGACUUUUCCUGCGGUCGCCACGCUCGCGAGGGGCAGGUGGGCCUGCAGCAUGACGGCCCGCGUCUACAUCGAGAUUGCGGGUCCGUGCGCCGCUUGGCAAGCGUGCACUGUGGCGCGGUUCCUGAAGGGGUGCUGGAUGGAUUCCAUGGGCCUCAAGCACUACCGCCUCAGCAUCUCGUGGUCGCGCCUGGUCCCCACGGGCAAGGUAUCAGACGGCGUUAACGAGGAGGGCAAGAAGUUCUACAGCGACCUCAUCGACGCCCUGCUGGCGGCGGGGAUCACCCCGUACGUCACCCUGUAUCACUGGGACCUGCCGCAGGGCCUUCUCGACCCCCCGCGCGCGAGCGCAUGGUGGUCCCGCGACGCCGACGGGCGGCCGAGCGGCGAGAUCGUGCCCGACUGGCUGGCGUACGUUGAAGUCUGCUUCUCCGCCUUCGGCGACCGCGUGAAGCACUGGAUCACCUUCAACGAGCCGUGGUCGUUCACGUUCCUCGCAUCAGGAUACGGGGCCGCGCCGGGGAUCGACGCCUUCAGCAACCAGGUUGUGGGGAAGGCCUGCCCCGAGACAGCCUCAGCGACAACCAACGGCGGAGAAAGACCAAGAAGUGUAUCCAGCGCGUCGCCUUUGCUACGGACGCUCGACUGCCUCGGCCUCCCCCGCUACUUCGCGUCCACCAGCGGCGGAGACACCAGACCGACCGACGCCUGCGCCGUGCGAGACUUGUGCCAGGAGGCCUUUGACAUGUACAAUUCCAUCGCCGACACGGAAACCACGGAUUGUGGCAAAAGAGCAAUGGCCGCCAACGUCACGCAAGCAGAAAGGGAAUUGGGCCGCACACUGGUGCAAAUGCUGACUUCGCGGCACCACGCGGUGGGCUUGCACACCCGUGUCAACGCAUUGCUGGGCAUGGAGCUCAUAGAUUUUCGCGAUACACAAUGCAUGAUCUGCGAGAAUCGCACUUUCCUGCGGGGGUCCCACCUGCGCACGAAGAUGGCGACAGACACCUGGCUCGACCUGCUGCGGCCGUCGCGCUGGGUGUUGGAGAAGGCAUAUCUUGGCAGCGCAAUGCCGCAGCUGGAGCAGGGGGUAGGCGGGGCGGAGUUCAGGCGACACAUUCCUGGGGCAAACGGCGCCCAUUGCAGCUGGGAGGUCGAUCGCAGGAUGGGCGUGCAGCCCCCGCCAGCGCAGCGCGGCAGUCAGUCACCGCUGCUGGGAUCCCAGUCAGUGGCCGCCGACCAACGAAAGCCGUCCGGGGAGGUGUCCUCGCAGCGCGUGCUGUCCGCUCUGGCGGCGCGCUCGCGGGAGCCGAGCCGCCCGCACGGGGCGCGCAGGCGGCCGCCUCCCUGCCGCGCUGGGGGCCGGCUGCCGGGCCGGGGGCGGCCCGCCGCCGAAGCCCGGCCAGCGACGGGUGCGGAGGGGCAGGUGGUGCAGAGGUGCGAGCACGUGCCCCUGCGCGAGGAGCCCCGCGAGGGCGCGCAGCCCGCCGCCGCGCAGGCCCUGGCCGCCCACGCCCGGCGCGCCGCGCUCCUGCGCUGGCGGCGGGGCGCGGCGCGGCGGCGCGCCGCGCUCUUCGACGCCGGGCUCCGCGCCGUGGCGCUGCGGUUCCGGUGGGCCCUGGGGCGCUGGGCGAGGGGCACCGUGCUUACGCUGAGCCAUUACGGAAAUAUUCUGAACGCGCUACUGGCUGGGGUUCAGCAGGCGAUGGUUUGCUUUUAUACGUUGACAGCUUACUCAGUAAUUGCUCUCCCCGUACUGAGCUUCGGAGCGAAGUUGGACGGCCCUCCCCCUGACUGGGAAAAGACGGAGGUCGCGGCAAUUCGCAAGCUUUUCCUCCGGCCUGGACAGUGGUGUUGCCCUGAUGAUCUGCGCUGUCUGCAGCUGUUGGGCUUCCCGAAAUCUCUGCCAGACCUCCGCGUGCGACCGGUGGCAGCGCAGUGCAGAGUGGCCCAUCUGGAAGCGAGUGGUCAAGGCGGCCUCCGGGCCACCGAGCGCGGGCACAUUGGUUUGAUCGCGCUGUCGUGGUGCAGCUCCACUCAGCGACGGAGCGAUGCCGUGCAAAGGGCGCUGCGCGGAUAUCCAUCUAAGCUGUCACUGACCGGAGGCGCGCCCCGUCCACGUCCUCGGGAGAUAGACGCCGCCACCCGCCGAGGCUUCCAGCGGGCGGCGUGCCGCAUGACUGAGCCAGACGGUCGGGCUGCGUGCGGGCGCGCAUGCAUCAUCACGCACAGCUGCGGCGGUUGCCGUGCAAUCCCGAGACCAUCGGCGAUCGUGCGGCAGAAAUUCUACAGGCGCUGGCCACGGCGGCGCCGCCGAAAGUUUGGGCAGCCAUGUUGCAGCACCUUCUGGAAGGGCUGGUGCACGAAACGCCAGAUGGAGCAGAUCGGCCGGACUGGGUGCAUUUUCGGCUGCGCAGGGGUAGACGAUUCGAUCGAGCACUGCGCUUGCUACCCAGCGGACCAGCUGCUUGACUUCUUGCUGCUCGACCAGCCGCCAGGCAGCCGCACGGCCUCAGAUCUGAUUCGGCGUGCUCUCCGCGCGGCCGCGGUGCACAAGGUCCACAAUUUUCGCAGGCGCGCGACCAUCUGCACGGCAUCGAUGGCGAGAGAAGCGCUGCUCCAGGCAGUCGUCGACCUGGUGGCAGGGCACUUGCAGGCGACCCGGGCCUUGGGCGCUGCGGGGCGCCGCUUGCCCUGA
This is a messenger RNA of Prorocentrum cordatum, 3219 nucleotides long. Lineage: Eukaryota; Dinophyceae; Prorocentrales; Prorocentraceae. The record is from the annotation of a GenBank genome assembly.